GAACAGUGUAGCACGUUGUUGGGCGAACUCCGGAGAUCCGCCAGAAUCAUGUCCGCUCAAGAAUUUUCUGCUCCGGAAAUUGACUGGGAUUUGGAAAACUGGUUGUCCCAAAUUGAUGUGGACGACGCCGAGGACUUUAAACUGAGCGAUAUUCAGAAAGAAUUCCGUUUAUUGCCUCCAGUUGACAGCAAACAAGUCACCGAAUACCAGCAGUCACGCAGACAACCAGACAACUCGCAGCGCUACAAAAUGGGGCGUCAAAACAUGGAAUGAGUGGAAAGAGCAAAACAGAUGACUGAUAUCGCUGGGAUAAAAGGUUAUCAUACUGGGCAUUCAGGAAAGGUUACACAGGCAACCACGCUGUUCCGGCAAAAUUUCGACGAGCAGCUAAUAGCAGAAAGAACGGGUCACUCCAGUCUAGCAAUUAGAAGCUACAAGCGGACGAGCGACGAGCAGACGAAAGCGGUGUCAGACGCAUUGCAGCCACCCAAACCGAAAACUGCGAAAGAAGCGAAAACGCAUGACAUAUCCACCACUCCAACAGACGAGGACAAAUAUAAUACCACUGUCAUAACCGAUUCUUCCCAAGUGUCCGUGAAUUUUGUAAAAGAAAAUAUGAAACUUGAAAUACGUUUUUAA
This is a messenger RNA of Saccoglossus kowalevskii, 639 nucleotides long. RefSeq lists its product as uncharacterized. The record is from RefSeq and is a predicted model, not a curated record. Gene Ontology annotation, biological process: DNA integration; DNA recombination. Lineage: Eukaryota; Metazoa; Hemichordata; Enteropneusta; Harrimaniidae. Gene Ontology annotation, molecular function: DNA binding.